Molecule: messenger RNA, 1386 nt
Organism: Triticum aestivum (bread wheat)
Lineage: Eukaryota; Viridiplantae; Streptophyta; Magnoliopsida; Poales; Poaceae
Product: polycomb group protein FIE1-like
Exons: 15
Coding region: 1-1386 (461 amino acids)
Molecular function (GO): protein binding
Source: RefSeq, a predicted model, not a curated record
AUGUGUGGAGCAAAUGGAUUGGUGGUCCCCAUCACGGUGGAGCCUUGGAGGCGUGGAGCGUGGCACCUGCUGACGUCUGCUGCGCGGCCGGAUGCGAGCGUCGCCGUGCCUGCUGAGGAACCCUGCCAGAUGCGCGAGGUCGUGCGCUACGCCGGAGCCAUGGCUGCCCUUGAGUCGGGGUUCGGGGGGUCAGAUGAGACAGGAAGGCAGAAGGAGGAGGCGCCAGAGCCCCAGCCUCUCCCGGCGCCCAUCACGAGGCUGGUCCCGGUGCAGGGGUUAGGGUGCGAGGCGGCGGUGGGGUCGCUGGUGCCCAGCGGGAGCCGGGAGUUCAAGCUCUGCAGCAAGCACACUGAGGGCAAGCAUCCGCUCCACGCCAUCGGCUUCAACUUCGUCGACGCCCGCUACUACGACGUCUUCGCCACCGCCGGCGGCAAUCGUGUGACGACGUACCGUGGCCUCCCCGACGGUAACUUGGCUGUUCUGCAAGCAUACAUUGAUGCGGACGAUGCUCAGUCAUUCUACACUCUGAGCUGGGCUUCUGACCUUGCCGGCACACCACUGCUAGUGGCAGCAGGAAGCAAUAGGGUCAUUCGGGUCAUCAACUGUGCCACCGGGAAGUUGUUUAAGAGUCUUAUUGGCCAUGGUGGUUCAAUAAAUGAGAUAAGAACUCAACCGUUGAAGCCUUCGCUCUUCAGUUCUGCAAGCAAGGACGAGUCUGUUAGGCUAUGGAAUGUCCAUACAGGGAUCUGCAUCUUGAUUUUUGCUGGAACAGGAGGUCACCGUCAUGAUGUAUUGAGUGUUGACUUCCACCCUUCUGAUAUGCACCAAAUUGCCAGUUGUGGCAUCGAUAAUACUGUGAAAAUCUGGUCAAUGAAAGAAUUUUCGCCAUACGUGAAGAAAUCCUUUACAUGGACUGACCUUCCAUCAAAAUUUCCAACAAAAGUUGUCCAAUUUCCGCUUAUGACUUGCGUGGUGCAUUCUAACUAUGUUGACUGUACUAGGUGGCUUGGUGACUUCAUCCUGUCGAAGAGUGUUGAUAAUGAAAUUGUUCUGUGGGAGCCAAAAACAAAAGAGCACGGUGCCAGCGAGGGCAGCAUUGAUGUUCUUCAGAAGUACCCUGUGCCCGAUUGUGACAUUUGGUGUAUCAAAUUCUCAUGUGAUUUUCACUUCAAUCAAUUAGCAAUAGGCAACCGUGAAGGCAAAAUCUAUGUGUGGGAUGUGCAGACGUGCCCUCCUGAGCUAAUGACCAUGCUGAGUAGUCCGCAAUGCAAAAUGACAAUAAGGCAGACUGCAGUGUCGUUUGAUGGAAGCACGAUCCUUGCCUGCGGCGAGGAUGGCAGCAUAUACCGCUGGGACGAAGUGGAACAUGAAGCUGCCAAAAAUUGA